Manis javanica (Malayan pangolin) is the source of this 12369-nucleotide messenger RNA. The record is from RefSeq and is a predicted model, not a curated record. NCBI's taxonomy places the organism in Eukaryota, Metazoa, Chordata, Mammalia, Pholidota, Manidae.
UUGCUCCGGCCUGUUGCUUAGCAGCCAACGCGGCCGGGACGGGAGCCCAGGCGCUGAGCGAGCGGACUCAGGCUAGUCCCGGACUGUGCUUCUCUCUUCCGAGGGAUUCCUAGGGGCGCUGGGUAGAAUCCCCCGGGUGCUGCCCGAGCGUCCCCACCGCCAUGAGCAGCGAGCAGGAUAAAUCAGCCAGCAAAGAAAAAUCCAAGACAUCAGUAAGAUUUUUACCACAGUUAUCUAUGGAUAAAUCAGCGAGCGAAGAAAAACCCAAAGCACCCGAGAGAGUUUUACCGCAGCUGGCUACGGUAAGUACAAAGCCCCAGUGGCAGCAGGCAGCUCCAUCAUUCCAAUUGAGUAUAAAGCAGGACAGUGAUAUUCCUCAACAGCUUAGUGUUAAAAAUGAACAGUCAAAUGCUAAAUACAUGGAACACAUUGGAAAAAAGGGCAAAUUACUAGACCAAGUUGAUGACAGUUAUGCUGGACCAUCUACUUCCAAAUCAAAGAGCAAAUCUCCACAUAAAGAACGAGAAAACUUCAGAAGCACUCUUGUUAAUUUCAUUAUGCAACAAGAUGCUGUCUUAGACUCAGAUGCUCCUGAUGAAAGCACCCUUCCCAAACCUACCACUUCUACAACAGAGAAAGACAUCUUGAGAUAUUACUAUUACAUUCACCAUGGAAUUGACACAGACCAUGUAGCUCCAAUGGAAGAUUCUUGGCUAGAGCAUGUGUUGAAUUUAGUCCCCCAACAUCUGAAAGUCUUCACUGACAGCAUACUUGAAUUAUCUGAUGAAAUGAGAGAAGAUUAUCUUCUUAGUGUAAAAAAGUCCAUAGUUGAUUUUGUUUUAAAAGAUCCUAGAGAAAAAGAAGAUGAUAAAAAAGCAGAUGAACUUCUACCACAUCGUGCUGAGAUGGAAAUCCUUCCAAAACCUUGGAGGAAAUCUUUUUUAGCUGCAAGCAGUUAUAUUAGGGAUCACUUGAAUGCAAUGAACCCUACAAUGUUGGCUGUGUUAGAUUCGUGGCACAGUACUUUUAAAAAAUUACGUUUAAUUGACGUAGAAGAAUUUCACAAUCGCCAGGAUGCAUUAGAGCUGUCAAUGUUUCAGAGCAUUGUAGUGAAACACAUGGAAACUGCCAAAGAGACUCUACUUAAAAUGUGGUUCCCAGAAGUGCAGAAUAUUUAUUACCAAGGUAAUAAAAAAAAGCAAUUGCCAACUGGUGACAGCAGCACCAAGCUGGAAUCUUUUUUCAACUGUGCCGCUACACUUAUGACCUCGCAGCUGCAGGAGCUUGCUCUGGUCUCCAUGCAAGAUUUCACGGACUUAAUUGUGCAGCCCCCAGAUUCUGUAAAAGCUUUUGAACAUCCAGGUUUCAUUAUGAGGCUGAUUCUUGAUAAUGGCACUAUUAAGUUUGAACCUGAGUUCAAUGACUAUAUCGACAUCCUUCUAAAUGUUUAUGAUAUGAUGAUUAAGGCCAUCAGUUUUGUGCCAAGAGUUGAGACAAAAUUGUAUUCCAAGUGGGAAAGUAAGUGUAAACCAACAACCUUGAAGCCUAUAAUUCUGGAUGAAAUUGUUGAAGCUCACAAAGAAAAGGUUAAGGAAGUGAUACUGAGAGAGAGCAUGGCACCGAAGGAACACCUCAGACUCUAUGACAAGUAUGAUUUCUUGAUUAACAGAAAAGCUGAGCAAGAUGCUGAUGCUUUUCUUGCAGAAAAUCAUAGUUAUGAGAAAAUAAUAGAAGAAAUUCACAAAUACCAAAAACUAAUAGAGGAUAUACAGUACACAUCUAGAAAGACCGUUCGUUUAGGAAUGUUUGAAAUGCACUGUGAAGAAUUAAUCAGAGCUCUGGUGAAGCGAGCAGACAUUAUCUGUGGAAAAUUUAUAGCUAAAAUGUUCAGCAAUCAUCAGGAAGUAAAUACAAGAUUAUGUGAGGAAUUUCAGAAGAUAGCUGAAAAAGCUCUUAGCACACCUCCAAAUACAGCAGAACUAAUGGAAAUGAAGGCUUAUAUUCAGAAAGUAGAGACAACUGAUAUGAUUGAACUGAAACAGAGAUUGGUGGAUUCUAAAAACUGCUUGGCCUUCCUCAUUGAGUGUGCCAGCUUUUCUCCAGCACACAUCAGGCUAAAUAAUAAUGUUUUUCAGUGGUAUGGAAGAAUGGAAGAAAUUUUUGAAGAACACAGGAAAAUCAUUAAAGAGAAAACAGAACAAUAUCAAGAAGGUCUUAAGUUACGGUGUGAACGGUUUGUGGAGGAAUUGGAGAGUUAUGCUAAACAAUCAGAAGAAUUUUACUCAUUUGGAGAUCUUGAGGAUAUACAGAGAUACCUGAAAAAGGCUCAAACACUGAAUGGAAAGUUGGAUUUAGCAGCAGACAAGAUUGAACAGUUUAAUGCCGAAGAGGAGGCAUUUGGUUGGCUACCGUCAAUAUACCCUCAACGUAAAAAAAUCCAAGAUGGUUUGAACCCUUACCUUCGUCUCUAUGAAACUGUUCUUGAUUUUAACAACAAGUACAGAGGAUGGACCGAAGGACCAUAUCACAAGGUGAAUCCAGACCAAGUAGAAACAGAUGUUGGAAAUUAUUGGAGAGGACUAUAUAAGCUGGAGAAAAUCUUCCAUGAUUCUCCAAAUGCAUUGGCAAUGACAAAAAAAGUAAGAGCAAAGGUAGAAGAUUUCAAGGAGCACAUUCCUCUCAUUCAGGUGAUCUGUAAUCCUGGCCUGCGUACCAGGCACUGGGAGGCCAUGUCCAGCAUUGUUGGUUACCCGCUGCAGCCAGCAGACGACUCCACUGUCUUCUCUCUUUUAGACAUGAAUCUGGAACCAUAUUUAGAUAGAUUUGAAGGUAUUAGUGAAGCAGCCAGCAAAGAAUAUUCUCUUGAAAAGGCCAUGGAGAAGAUGAUUAAUGAAUGGGAUGCAAUGGAAUUUGCCGUUCUUUCUUACAGAGAAAGUGGGACAUUUAUUUUGUCAUCAGUUGAUGAAAUUCAAAUGUUGUUGGAUGACCACAUUAUUAAGUCACAAACUAUGCGAGGAUCUCCUUUCAUUAAGCCUUAUGAAAAACAAAUGAGAGAAUGGGAGGGCAAGCUCCUGCUGCUUCAGGAGAUUCUGGAUGAAUGGCUCAAGGUCCAAGCCACAUGGCUGUAUUUGGAGCCCAUUUUCAGUUCUCCAGACAUUAUGUCUCAAAUGCCUGAGGAAAGCAGACGAUUUACAACUGUGGAUAAAACAUGGAGAGAGAUAAUGAAAAGUGUAGUACAAGAUAAACAUGUUCUGGCAGUUGUAACUAUUGAGAGAAUGCUAGAAAGGCUGAAAAAAUCUAAUGAACUUUUGGAACUCAUUCUUAAAGGACUUAAUGAAUAUUUAGAAAAGAAACGUCUCUUUUUCCCCAGAUUCUUUUUCCUGUCUAAUGAUGAACUUCUUGAAAUACUGUCUGAGACUAAAGAUCCCAGUAGGGUGCAACCUCACCUGAAGAAAUGUUUUGAAGGAAUUGCAAAGGUAGAAUUUACAGAAAUCUUAGACAUUACUCACAUGAAGAGUAGUGAAGGAGAGGUUGUGGAACUCACGGAGACUAUUUCAACAGCCAAAGCCAGAGGUCAAGUAGAAAAGUGGUUGGCUGAGUUAGAGAAAGUUAUGAUAAAAUCCAUCCACAAGGUGAUUAAAGAUGCAAUUGUUGCCUACACACAACAUGAACGAAUUAACUGGGUGAGGGAUUGGCCUGGACAGACAGUUCUUUGUGUAUCCCAGACCUUCUGGACAAUAGAAGUACAAGCAUCUAUUUCAAGGGGGCAAGAGGCUCUUGAACAAUACUUGGAAAAAUGUAACAAACAAAUUGAUGAUAUUGUCACCUUGGUCCGUGGCAAAUUGUCCAAGCAGAAUCGUGUCACUCUGGGAGCCCUCGUGGUGCUGGAUGUCCAUGCUAGAGAUGUUCUCACAUCACUUGUUAAUAAAAAAGUUAGUGAUGAAUCUGACUUCGAAUGGUUAAGUCAGCUUAGAUACUACUGGCAAGAAAAUCAUUUAGAAACAAAGAUGAUCAAUGCAGGUUUACGAUAUGGAUAUGAAUAUCUGGGCAAUUCCCCAAGACUGGUUAUUACUCCACUUACUGACAGAUGUUACAGAACCUUAUUUGGAGCCCUUCACCUGCACCUUGGAGGAGCCCCUGAGGGGCCAGCUGGCACUGGAAAGACUGAAACUACCAAAGAUUUAGCAAAAGCUAUAGCCAAACAAUGUGUUGUUUUCAAUUGCUCUGAUGGAUUGGAUUAUCUGGCUUUAGGAAAGUUCUUUAAGGGACUGUUAUCUUGUGGAGCCUGGGCUUGCUUUGAUGAGUUCAACAGAAUUGAUUUGGAAGUACUGUCUGUGGUUGCUCAACAAAUUCUUACUAUCCAAAGAGGUAUUAAUGCAGGUGCUGAUACACUAGUGUUCGAAGGAACUGAACUGAAACUUGACCCCACAUGUGCUGUCUUCAUAACAAUGAACCCUGGGUAUGCUGGGCGAUCAGAACUGCCAGAUAAUCUGAAGGCUCUCUUUCGGACGGUAGCAAUGAUGGUACCUGACUAUGCCAUGAUUGCUGAAAUAGUCCUGUACUCCUGUGGGUUUGUCACAGCUCGGCCACUGUCAGUAAAAAUUGUGGCUACGUAUCGCUUGUGUUCAGAGCAGCUGUCAUCGCAGCAUCACUAUGACUAUGGCAUGAGGGCUGUGAAGUCAGUGCUCACCGCUGCUGGGAACCUAAAGCUUAAAUAUCCAAAUGAAAAUGAAGAAAUUUUGCUGCUUAGAUCUAUUAUUGAUGUAAAUCUGCCAAAGUUUUUGUCCCAUGAUUUGCCACUUUUUGAGGGAAUUACUUCAGAUUUGUUUCCUGGAGUGAAGUUACCAAAACCAGACUACAAUGAUUUGCUAGUAGCUAUCAAAGACAACUGUGACUCCAUGAAUUUGCAAAUGACCGGAUUCUUUUCUGAGAAGAUUCUUCAAAUAUAUGAGAUGAUGAUUGUACGUCAUGGUUUUAUGAUUGUUGGAGAACCAUUUGGAGGAAAAACCAGUGCAUAUCGUGUCUUAGCUGGAGCAUUAAAUGAUAUAUGUGAAAAGGGGUUAAUGGAAGAAAACAAGGUUCAGAUUAUUGUUUUAAACCCUAAGUCUGUCACCAUGGGUCAGCUGUAUGGACAGUUCGAUGUUGUGUCCCACGAGUGGUCCGAUGGAAUCCUUGCUGUCAGUUUUAGAGCAUUUGCUUCUUCAGCGACCCCAGAUAGAAAAUGGUUAAUUUUUGAUGGGCCAGUAGAUGCAGUAUGGAUUGAGAAUAUGAAUACUGUGCUGGAUGACAACAAAAAGCUAUGUCUGAUGAGUGGUGAGAUUAUUCAGAUGUCACCACAAAUGAAUCUUAUUUUUGAGCCAAUGGAUUUAGAAGUUGCUUCUCCUGCCACUGUUUCCAGAUGUGGUAUGAUUUACAUGGAGCCUCACAUGUUAGGCUGGAGACCACUGAUGCUGUCUUGGGUAAAUCUUUUACCUGCUGGGAUCAGUACUGUUCAGAAGGAAUUCAUAAUAGGCUUAUUUGACAGAAUGGUUCCUGUUUCUGUCGAAUUUAUUAGAAAGCAUACAAAGGAGUUAUCUCCUACUUCAGAUACAAACUUGGUACGAUCUUUAAUGAAUCUAAUAGACUGUUUUAUGGAUAACUUUGCUGAUGAAGUCAAAGUAAAAGACAGAAAUGAUCGAGAAACUUACUCUUUACUUGAGGGCAUUUUUCUGUUUUCAUUAAUCUGGUCCGUUGGUGCUUCCUGUAAAGAUGAUGACCGGUUGAAAUUUAAUGAGAUUCUUCGAGAACUAAUGGAAGGUCCAAUUUCAGAACUAACUCGAAAUAAGUUUAAAUUACUGAGUGGUGAUGGACAAACAUCUUCAAAAGCAUUAACAGUUCCAUUUCCUGAAAAAGGAACAAUUUAUGAUUAUCAAUUUGUCACUGAGGGAAUAGGUAAAUGGGAACCAUGGAUAAAGAAAUUGGCAGAUGCUCCUCCAAUUCCUAAGGAUGUGAUGUUUAAUGAAAUCAUUGUACCAACUCUGGACACAAUUCGAUAUUCUGCACUAAUGGAAUUGUUGACCACCCAUCAGAAGCCUUCAGUAUUUGUAGGACCAACAGGAACUGGAAAAAGUGUUUAUAUUAUUAAUUUUCUUUUAAGUCAACUCAAUAAGGAAAUCUACAAGCCUCUGCUAAUCAACUUCUCAGCACAAACUACAGCAGCUCAAACUCAGAAUAUUAUCAUGUCAAAAUUGGACAAAAGAAGAAAAGGAGUUUUUGGUCCUCCUUUGGGCAAGAGAAUGGUUGUCUUUGUAGAUGAUGUCAAUAUGCCUGCUCGAGAGAUGUAUGGGGCUCAGCCCCCCAUCGAGUUACUUAGACAGUGGCUAGAUCACUGGAAUUGGUAUGACCUGAAAGAUUGUUCUAUGAUUAAACUAGUGGACGUUCAAAUCAUGUGUGCAAUGGGACCUCCAGGUGGUGGUCGAAAUCCAGUAACUCCUCGAUACAUGCGACAUUUCAAUAUUAUAACAAUUAAUGAGUUUAGUGAUAAAUCCAUGUUUACAAUCUUCUCUAGAAUCUUAACCUGGCAUUUAAAAAUCUGUUAUAAAUUUCCAGAUGAUUUUCUAGAUCUGACCACACAGAUCGUUAAUGGUACAAUGACUUUGUAUAAAGAAGCAAUGAAGAAUCUCUUGCCUACGCCAGCUAAAUCACACUACUUGUUCAACCUCCGUGAUUUCUCUCGGGUCAUUCAGGGUGUGUGUUUGUCAAGACCUGAAACAGCAGAAACCAAAGAAGCGAUUAAACGUCUUUGGGUUCAUGAGGUCCUUAGGGUAUAUUAUGAUCGCCUUCUAGAUAAUGCAGACAGAAGUUGGCUUAUCAAGUACAUUCAAGAAAUUUUGAGACAAUAUAUGGAAGAAGAUUUUCAUGGGCUUUUUCAAGGUUUGGAUUUUGAUAAUGAUGGAGUGGUGGAAGAAGAUGACUUACGCAGCCUAAUGUUCUGUGAUUUCCAUGAUCCCAAGAGGGAGGAUACCAACUACAGAGAAGUCGCAAGUGUAGAUAAUCUUCGGGUGAUAGUAGAAGCUCAUUUAGAAGAAUACAACAAUAUGAGCAAAAAAACUAUGAACCUUGUCUUAUUUCGAUUUGCCAUAGAACACAUUAGCAGAAUUUCCAGGAUCCUGAAGCAGCCUCGCAGCCACGCUCUCCUGGUUGGUGUUGGAGGGAGUGGAAGGCAGUCUGUCACCAGAUUAGCUGCCCACAUGGCUGAUUAUGCAGUUUUCCAGGUUGAAAUCUCCAAAGGCUAUGGCACCUCUGAGUGGCAUGAAGAUCUAAAGGUUAUCUUAAGGAAGUGUGCCGAGGGUGACAUGCAGGGUGUCUUCCUGUUUACAGAUACUCAGAUUAAAAGGGAGUCAUUUCUGGAAGAUGUGAACAAUCUGCUAAAUGCUGGGGAGAUCCCAAAUCUCUUUGAAUUAGAUGAGAAGCAGGAGAUAUGCGAUAAGAUGCGUCAGUUAGAUCGCCAACGGGAUAAAACCAAACAAACAGAUGGAAGCCCCAUAGCUCUUUUCAACAUGUUUAUUGAUCGCUGCCGCAACCAACUGCAUGUUGUCCUCGCCAUGAGUCCCAUUGGAGAUACAUUUCGGAUUCGUCUUAGAAAGUUCCCUGCUCUUGUCAACUGCUGUACCAUUGACUGGUUUCAGUCAUGGCCUGAAGAUGCACUGCAGGCAGUCGCCUCACGUUUCUUGGAAGAAAUUGAAAUGUCAGAGGAAAUACGAGAAGGCUGUAUUGACAUGUGUAAGAGCUUCCACACUUCUACUGUAGAUUUAUCAACAUCCUUCUAUGUUGAACUUCAGAGAUACAAUUAUGUGACUCCUACCUCUUAUCUUGAAUUAAUCUCUACCUUCAAAGUGUUGUUGGAAAAGAAAAGAAGUGAGGUAAUGAAAAUGAAGAAGAGGUAUGAGGUGGGCUUGGAUAAACUGGAUUCUGCUGCGUCUCAAGUGGCCACAAUGCAACUCGAGUUGGAAGCUCUACAUCCUCAGUUAAAAGUUGCUAGCAAAGAGGUUGACGAAAUGAUGGUAAUCAUUGAGAGGGAGUCUGUAGAAGUUGCCAAGACCGAAAAGAUAGUAAAAGCUGAUGAAACUGUAGCAAAUGAACAAGCUAUGGCUUCUAAAGCCAUCAAAGACGAAUGUGACGCUGACCUGGCAGGGGCCCUACCGAUAUUAGAGUCAGCCCUUUCUGCCCUUGAUACUCUCACUGCACAGGACAUCACGGUGGUAAAAUCCAUGAAGAGUCCCCCUGCUGGAGUCAAGCUUGUUAUGGAAGCUAUAUGUAUCCUGAAAGGCAUCAAAGCUGACAAAAUCCCCGACCCCACAGGUUCAGGGAAAAAAAUAGAGGAUUUCUGGGGUCCAGCUAAGAGACUUCUUGGUGACAUUCGAUUUCUACAGUCACUUCAUGAAUAUGACAAGGACAACAUUCCUCCAGCUUAUAUGAAUAUCAUAAGAAAAAAUUAUAUUCCAAAUCCAGAUUUCAUUCCAGAGAAGAUUAGAAAUGCGUCCACAGCAGCUGAAGGACUAUGCAAAUGGGUCAUAGCAAUGGAUUCAUAUGAUAAAGUGGCAAAAAUAGUAGCUCCCAAAAAGAUAAAACUGGCCGCAGCUGAAGGGGAGCUUAAAAUCGCCAUGGACAGUCUGAGAAAGAAGCAGGCAGCCCUGCACGAAGUUCAGGCCAAGCUGGCUAAGCUUCAGGACACACUCGAACUAAAUAAACAAAAGAAGGCCGACUUGGAAAACCAAGUAUGUGAUAAUAGAGACAAAUAUGGAGUGGCAAAAAUAGUAGCUCCCAAAAAGAUAAAACUGGCCGCAGCUGAAGGGGAGCUUAAAAUCGCCAUGGACAGUCUGAGAAAGAAGCAAGCAGCCCUGCACGAAGUUCAGGCCAAGCUGGCUAAGCUUCAGGACACACUCGAACUAAAUAAACAAAAGAAGGCCGACUUGGAAAACCAAAACCAAAUCAAGGAGUGGACAAACUUGUGUAAAAGAAGAAAUAUUCCCUGCUCGGAUGAUUAUUCUCUCAUGGGUACCCUGGGAGAAGCAGUGACGAUUCGAGCCUGGAAUAUUGCUGGGUUACCUUCUGACUCAUUUUCCAUUGAUAAUGGAAUCAUCAUAAUGAAUGCAAGAAGGUGGCCUCUGAUGAUAGAUCCUCAAGGUCAGGCUAAUAAAUGGAUCAAGAACAUGGAAAAAACCAAUAGCCUUCAUCUAAUUAAAUUAAAUGAUCCUGACUAUAUCCGGACUCUGGAAAACUGCAUCCAGUUUGGCACCCCUGUGUUGCUAGAAAAUGUGGGAGAAGAACUGGAUCCUAUUCUGGAACCUCUUCUGCUAAAACAGACCUUUAAGCAGGGUGGGAGCACAUGUAUCCGGCUUGGGGACGCUACCAUUGAAUAUGCGUCAGACUUCCGCUUCUAUGUUACUACCAAGCUAAGAAACCCUCAUUAUCUUCCUGAAACAUCAGUAAAGGUAACAUUAUUAAACUUCAUGAUAACUUCUGAGGGAAUGCAAGAUCAGCUCUUGGGAAUUGCGGUGGCACGAGAAAGGCCGGACCUUGAAGAAGAAAAACAAGCCUUGAUAUUACAAGGAGCUGAAAACAAAAGGCAGUUAAAAGAAAUAGAAGACAAGAUUUUAGAAGUUCUUUCAUCUUCAGAAGGCAAUAUAUUAGAAGAUGAAACUGCUAUUAAGAUAUUAUCUUCCUCCAAGGCUUUGGCUGAUGAAAUUUCUCAAAAGCAGGAAGUUGCCGAGGAGACAGAGAGGAAGAUUGAUACCACCCGCAUGGGCUACCGUCCUAUUGCCAGCCAUUCCACCAUCCUGUUUUUUUCUAUUGCUGAUUUAGCUAAUAUUGAGCCCAUGUACCAAUACUCACUGACCUGGUUUAUUAACCUUUUCAUCCUGUCUAUUGAAAAUUCAGAGAAAUCAGAAAUUUUAUCAAAAAGGCUUCAGAUUCUCAAGGAUCACUUUACUUAUUCCCUCUAUGUUAACGUCUGCCGAUCACUCUUUGAGAAGGAUAAGCUACUCUUUUCCUUCUGUUUAACUGUAAAUCUGCUGAUACAUGAGCGUAUGAUUAACAAAGCUGAGUGGAGGUUUCUGCUAACCGGUGGCAUUGGACUGGAUAAUCCUCACGCCAGCCCUUGUACAUGGCUUCCUCAAAAAUCCUGGGAUGAAAUAUGUCGACUAGAUGAUUUACCAUCCUUCAGAAACAUUCGUAGGGAGUUUAUGCAUUUAAAGGAUGGGUGGAAAAAAGUGUAUGAUAGUUUGGAACCACAUCAUGAGGUUUUUCCUGAAAAUUGGCAAGAUAAAGCAAAUGAGUUUCAAAGGAUGCUUAUCAUUCGUUGCUUGAGGCCAGACAAGGUUAUCCCCAUGCUGCAAGAAUUUAUAGCCAACAAAUUGGGGCGCACAUUCAUCGAACCACCCCCUUUUGACCUAUCCAAGGCCUUUGGAGAUAGUAACUGCUGCGCACCACUCAUUUUUGUGCUCUCUCCCGGAGCGGAUCCCAUGGCUGCUCUUCUGAAGUUUGCUGAUGACCAGGGUUAUGGAGGAUCAAAACUUAGCUCUUUAUCUCUUGGUCAAGGCCAAGGGCCUAUAGCCAUGAAGAUGUUAGAAAAAGCUGUCAAGGACGGGACGUGGGUGGUUCUUCAGAACUGUCACCUUGCCACUUCUUGGAUGCCAACUCUUGAGAAAGUGUGUGAGGAGUUAAGCCCAGACUCAACACAUCCAGAUUUCCGAAUUUGGCUGACAAGUUACCCGUCUCCAAAUUUCCCCGUGUCGGUACUACAGAACGGAGUGAAAAUGACCAACGAGGCACCCAAAGGCUUACGGGCUAACGUCAUCCGAUCCUACCUCAUGGACCCCAUCUCUGACCCGGAGUUCUUUGGCAGCUGCAGAAAGCCUGAGGAAUUCAAGAAAUUACUUUAUGCCCUUUGCUUCUUUCAUGCUUUGGUACAAGAGAGACGGAAAUUUGGGCCCCUGGGGUGGAAUAUUCCUUAUGAGUUCAAUGAGACUGACCUGAGAAUCAGUGUACAGCAACUCCACAUGUUCCUGAACCACUACGAGGAACUGCCUUAUGACGCCCUGAGAUACAUGACCGGUGAAUGCAAUUACGGAGGCAGGGUGACAGACGACUGGGACCGGCGCACACUGCGCAGUAUCUUAAACAAAUUCUUCAACACAGAAUUAGUUGAAAAUCCAGACUAUAAAUUCGACACAAGUGGCAUCUAUUUUGUCCCUCCUUCUGGUGAUCACAAAAGCUACAUCGAAUAUACAAAGACUCUGCCCCUGACGCCAGCACCGGAAAUCUUUGGCAUGAAUGCCAAUGCAGAUAUCACUAAGGAUCAGUCGGAAACGCAACUGCUGUUUGAUAAUAUUCUUCUCACACAGUCUCGUUCAGCAGAGGCUGGUGCAAAAUCAUCAGAUGAAGUAGUAAAUGAUGUGGCUGGUGACAUCUUGGGUAAACUGCCAAACAACUUUGACAUUGAGGCUGCAAUGAGGAGAUAUCCAACAACUUACACUCAGAGCAUGAACACUGUGCUUGUUCAAGAGAUGGGACGGUUCAAUAAGUUGUUACAGACUAUAAGAGAAUCAUGUGUCAACAUUCAGAAAGCAGUCAAGGGGCUGGUAGUGAUGUCUACAGAUCUUGAAGAAGUGGUUAGCAGCAUUCUGAAUGUCAAAAUUCCGGGAAUGUGGAUGGGUAAAUCAUACCCAAGCCUUAAACCACUUGGGAGCUAUGUGAAUGAUUUCCUUGCAAGACUAAAAUUCUUCCAGCGAUGGUACGAGGUGGGCCCUCCUCCUGUCUUCUGGCUCUCUGGCUUUUUCUUCACACAAGCUUUCCUGACUGGUGCCCAGCAGAACUAUGCCAGGAAAUAUACCAUCCCCAUUGAUCUUCUUGGGUUUGACUAUGAGGUGAUGGAAGACAAAGAGUAUAAACAUGCCCCGGAAGAUGGUGUUUUCAUUCAUGGAUUAUUUCUGGAUGGAGCUUCCUGGAAUAGAAAGAUCAAGAAACUUGCAGAAUCACAUCCCAAAAUUCUUUAUGAUACAGUGCCUGUGAUGUGGCUGAAGCCCUGUAAAAGGGCAGAUAUACCAGAGCGACCAAGUUACAUUGCUCCAUUGUAUAAGACAAGCGAGCGGAGAGGAACCUUAUCCACCACCGGCCACUCCACGAAUUUUGUGAUUGCCGUGGCUCUUCCGUCUGACGAACCCAAGGAGCACUGGAUCGGGCGAGGUGUAGCAUUAUUAUGUCAACUUAAUUCAUAAACAGAAGAUGUCAUUCCCCUGUUCCUGAUGGUGGAGAGAAAAUAUAGUUCAUUUUUUAAACAAUUUAUUUGGCUUAAAUCAGUUUGACUAAAGCUAUACUUAAUUAUAAAUG